Miscanthus lutarioriparius is the source of this 4149-nucleotide messenger RNA. Lineage: Eukaryota; Viridiplantae; Streptophyta; Magnoliopsida; Poales; Poaceae. The record is from the annotation of a GenBank genome assembly.
AUGGGGGAACCACAAAUGGAUGGCGAUCAGUCACCUGUUAUCUCAGAUACUGAUAUGAUGGAUUGCCUGAAUUUGGAUGGCUAUGGAGAUGUUGAAGAUCCCCACAAGGAGCGUGCAAAAGGGGAGCGGCAGCCUUCUGGCAAAGUUGAUGAACUGCAGUCUACUAUGGAUUUGGAUUUGACAUGUAUAACAUCUGUGGAAGAUGAAGGGCAUGAAAAGCAGAAUGCUAUGGAUGUGGAUUUGAAAGAAAUACUGCCUGAGGAAGAUGAAGGGAAAGGAAAGGCUUCUUCAGAUCUACCCUCACAUGUACCAGUUGAUUUCGAUGUUGCAAGCCUCGAGAAGUUUUGCAAAGAAGCAUCAAGAUCAUUUUUCAGUGAAACUGGACUGGUUAGCCAUCAGAUAAACUCAUACAAUCAUUUUGUCUCCCAUGGACUCCAAGAGCUCUUUGAUUCUUUUGGGGAAAUCACUGUGGAGCCUGAUUAUGACCCUUCAAAUAAAGAUGGUGCUUGGAAACAUGCAACUGUUAAAUUUGGUAGGGUUAAGCUUGGUGAGCCAGUGUUUAUGGUUGACAACUCUGAUCUUGAACAGCAAGAUCUCAAAUUUAAGCCUAGACAUGCUCGCCUCCAGAAGAUGACAUAUGCGUCCACGAUGAAUGUAGAAAUGACUGUUCAGGUUUAUAUACUCGACAAAAGUGACAAAGCCAAAACUGGUAAGGAUACACAUGUUCAUAGAAGAGAUAUAAUGACAGAAACUAAACAAGUCAGCAUGGGAUUGUUACCUGUGAUGGUGAAGUCAAAUUUGUGCUGGCUGCAUAAACUUCAAGAAAGUGAUUGCCAGUUUGAUUUUGGUGGCUACUUUGUGAUCAAAGGAACAGAAAAGGUAUUCAUUGCUGAAGAGCAAAGGUUUUUAUCAAGGAUUUGGGUCACAGACCGCCCUAGCUGGAAUGCAAGUUACACGUCUCAAAUCAGACGAGAAAAGAUCGAUAUAAAACUUGUUCCGUCCAAACGCAAUGAAAUCUGCAAAGUCAUAAACAUUUACUUCAUGGGUACGAUUAUGCCAAUUUGGGUAGUAUUUUUUGCACUUGGUGUAUCGUCAGACAAGGAAGCUUUUGAUAUGAUUGAUAUCCUAGACUGUGAUGCUUCCAUAGUCAACAUAAUAUCAUCAACUAUUAAAGAAUCUCAUGAAGAAUAUGAAGGCUUCCGCACUCCAGGUAGAGCCCGUCAAUAUGUUGAUGAGCUGAUCAGAAAAUCAAAGUUUCCACCCAAAGAAUCCUUUGAUCAGUAUAUUUGUAGGUAUAUGUUUCCUAGUGUCAAUGGGUUCAGGAGCAAGGCACUUUUCUUGGGUUACAUGGUCAAAUGUCUGCUAAUGGCAUACUCUGGCAAUCGAAAAUGUGAUAAUAAGGAUGAUUUCCGUAAUAAGAGGCUAGAUCUUGCCUGCCAAUUGCUUCGGAGAGAACUCUGGACUCAUAUUAAGAGAGCAGAAAGACGCAUGGUUAAGCUCAUGCAGAGAGAUUUGAGCAAUGAUGGCAGCUUGCAAGACCUUAGGCGUUAUGUGGAUGCAUCAAUUAUUACCAAUGGAUUGAACCGAGCCUUCUCCACUGGUUCUUGGCAGCAUCCUUUUAAAAAAGAAAGGUGUUCAGGGGUUGUAGCAACCCUUAGGAGAACAAAUCCACUUCAAAUGAUGUCUGAUCUGAGGAAGACGCGACAGUGGUUUGCGUAUUCUGGAACGGUUGGAGAUGCAAGAUACCCGAAUCCAUCCUACUGGGGAAAAUUAUGUUUUUUGUCCACCACUGAUGGUGAAAAAUGUGGAUUUGUGAAAAACCUUGCUGUGACUGCUGUGGUUAGCUCUGUAGUGAGGAAACCGUUGAUUGAUACAUUUGUUUCUUGUGGAAUGAAGAAACUGAAUGAUAUUUCUCUGCAAGAUAUUUCUGGGAAAUUCAGGAUCUUCUUGAAUGGAGACUUGCUUGGAGUAUGUGCAGACCCACACGAAUUGACUUCGCGUUUAAGAAGCUUGAGGCGUAGCAAGCUAAUUGAUCCUCAGGUUGAAAUCAAAAUGGACAAGCACCAUAAAGAAGUUCGUGUAUUUUCUGAUCCAGGCAGAAUUCUAAGACCACUUCUUGUAGUUGAAAAUCUGAGAAGAAUCACAAGACCAAAAGAUGGACUAUACUCUUUUCAGGAACUUAUGGAUCAAAACAUAGUUGAGUUGAUUGGUGUUGAAGAAGAGGAGGGCAUCCGAUGUGCAUCUGGAAUUAGACAUCUAUUCGCAGGGGAGAAAGAAGACGGGUCUUCUGGCUAUACUCAUUGUGAACUUGAUCCUUCUUUCUUGCUAGGGUUGAGUUGCAGUCUCAUUCCCUUUGCCAACCAUGAUAACGCUAGGAGGGUUCUGAUGCAAGCUCAAAAGAUAUCCCAGCAGGCUAUUGGCUACUCUCCCACAAAUUCUCACACUAGACUCGACACCCUUUCACAUCAAAUCUUCUAUCCACAAAGACCCUUGUUUAAAACUGUGGUGUCCUAUGGUCUUGGAAAGGCAGAGACAGCCUACAGCUUUGGACAAAAAGAUGACUUUAAUACACCAGAAUAUUUCAAUGGCCAAAAUGCAAUAGUCUCAGUCAACGUUCAUCAGGGAUUCAACCAAGAAGAUUCUCUGGUGCUGAAUAGGGCCUCUUUAGAGCGUGGCAUGUUUCGUACACUACAUUUCAAGAGCUAUAAAGCACAGGUCGAAAACAAAGAGAUCACAAGGCGUCUCAAACACAGGGAAAGUAUCAAUUUUGGUAAAGUGCAAAGCAAGAGAGGGAAGGUUGACAGUCUGGAAUGUGAGGGUUUACCAUAUGUUGGAGCAAGUCUUCAAAGUGGUGACAUUGUCAUUGGAAAGGUCUCUGAGUCUGGUGAAGAUCAUAGUGCCAAACUGAUGCAUACUGAGCAAGGGAUGGUGGACAAGGUAGUUCUUUCAGCGAAUGAUGAUGGGGUGAACUUUGCAACUGUUACUCUAAGACAGUCUCGCUCGCCAUGCGUCGGAGACAAGUUUGCCAGCAUGCAUGGACAGAAAGGAGUGGUUGGCCUAUUGGAUUCCCAGGAGAAUUUCCCAUUUACUUGCCAAGGGAUAGUUCCAGACAUCGUCAUAAACCCACAUGGUUUUCCAACUCGUCAAACUCCUGGUCAGUUGCUUGAAGCUGCUCUGGGGAAGGGGAUUGCCAUGGGUGGGAAGGUCAGGUAUGCAACACCGUUCACCACUCCAACCGUGGACGUGAUCACCGAACAGCUGCACAAGGCUGGGUUUUCAAGGUGGGGUGAGGAGAGCGUCCUGAAUGGGCAGACCGGCGAGCGGAUGAAGUCCCUGGUGUUCAUGGGGCCGACCUUCUACCAGCGGCUGGUCCACAUGGCGGAGGACAAGGUGAAGUUCCGGAACACGGGGCCCGUGCACCCGGUGACGCGGCAGCCAGUGGAGGACAAGAAGCGGUUCGGCGGCGUCAAGUUCGGGGAGAUGGAGCGGGACUGCAUGCUCGCCCACGGCGCCGCCGCCAACCUCCACGAGCGGCUCUUCACGCUCAGCGACUUCUCACAGAUGCACAUCUGCCAGGCCUGCGAGCGGGUGGCCAACGUGAUCAUGAGGCCCGCUGAGGGCGGCAGCAAGAAGGUGCGCGGCCCCUACUGCAUGUUCUGCCGCUCCGCAGAGCGCAUCGUCCGCGUCAACGUGCCCUACGGCUCCAAGCUGCUGUACCAGGAGCUCUUCAGCAUGGGCAUCUGCCUCAAGUUUGACACCGAGUUAGGUAUACAAGACUCAGGUGCUGUUGAUGAUGUGAUUCUGGGUUGUGAAAUGGCAUUUGGCAUUCUUGUUUGUGAUGUGGCGAGGCAGGAAUUUCAGUUCCUGCAGCCUCAGCCUGGGAGUGUGAUUGAUCAGAAACUCAACGAGGAGGUUCACAUCGACGGAAGGCUCACCGACGCGCGGAUGUUUGUAGGCGGCGGUGAUCUACAAAGAGAGAAGAACUCCGGGCAGAGGAAGGGCUCGACGGUUACCACUGCGUUCAUCAGGGUGGUCCUUGAUGGCUACUACGCCGGCAGGUUCAAGGCGGACUGGCAGAGGGAAAACGGUGGCGGCGGCGGCGGCGGUUUCAACUCGAGGAAGAUGAAGAAGGGCUGGAGGCGUUGCUAG